This is a messenger RNA of Equus quagga, 6443 nucleotides long. RefSeq names its product sorting nexin 27 (gene SNX27). The transcript is spliced from 12 exons. Gene Ontology annotation, cellular component: early endosome. The record is from RefSeq and is a predicted model, not a curated record. Lineage: Eukaryota; Metazoa; Chordata; Mammalia; Perissodactyla; Equidae. The coding region runs from base 155 to 1741 and encodes 528 amino acids. Gene Ontology annotation, biological process: signal transduction; intracellular protein transport. Gene Ontology annotation, molecular function: protein binding; phosphatidylinositol-3-phosphate binding.
UACCCUCGCCGGCAGCUCCGUGGCCGACUCGGGUCCCGCGGUCGACGGAGCGGGCGCGCGCGCCGGGGGUCGCGCGGCUGUUGAGAAGGGCGAGCGCGCGCGGGGAGGGAGUGGAGGCGUAGUGGGGCGGGGGUACGGUUCGCUUGCUCGCAAGAUGGCGGACGAGGACGGGGAAGGGAUUCACCCCUCAGCCCCUCACAGGAACGGAGGUGGCGGCGGCGGUGGGGGAUCUGGGCUCCACUGCGCCGGGAACGGCGGCGGGGGAGGCGGCGGCCCGCGGGUCGUGCGCAUCGUCAAGUCCGAGUCCGGCUACGGCUUCAACGUGCGGGGCCAAGUGAGCGAGGGCGGGCAACUGCGGAGCAUCAACGGGGAGCUGUACGCGCCGCUGCAGCAUGUGAGCGCCGUGCUGCCCGGGGGGGCGGCCGAUCGGGCCGGGGUGCGCAAGGGGGACCGCAUUCUGGAGGUGAACGGCGUGAAUGUUGAGGGGGCGACACACAAGCAGGUGGUGGACCUGAUCCGAGCAGGCGAGAAGGAAUUGAUCUUGACAGUGUUAUCUGUGCCUCCUCAUGAGGCAGAUAACCUAGAUCCCAGUGACGACUCGUUGGGACAAUCAUUUUAUGAUUACACAGAAAAGCAAGCAGUGCCCAUAUCGGUCCCCACAUACAAACAUGUGGAGCAGAAUGGUGAGAAGUUUGUGGUAUACAAUGUUUACAUGGCAGGGAGGCAGCUGUGUUCCAAGCGGUACCGGGAGUUUGCCAUCCUACACCAGAACCUGAAGAGAGAGUUUGCCAACUUUACAUUUCCCCGACUUCCAGGGAAGUGGCCAUUCUCUUUAUCAGAACAGCAAUUAGAUGCCCGACGUCGGGGGUUGGAAGAAUACCUAGAAAAAGUGUGCUCAAUACGAGUCAUUGGUGAGAGUGACAUCAUGCAGGAAUUCCUGUCGGAAUCAGAUGAGAACUACAAUGGUGUGUCCGACGUAGAGCUGAGAGUAGCAUUACCAGAUGGAACAACAGUUACAGUCAGAGUUAAAAAGAACAGUACUACAGACCAAGUAUACCAGGCUAUUGCAGCAAAGGUUGGCAUGGACAGUACGACGGUGAAUUAUUUUGCCUUAUUUGAAGUGAUCAAUCAUUCCUUUGUACGUAAGCUGGCACCUAAUGAAUUUCCUCAUAAACUCUACGUCCAGAAUUACACAUCAGCUGUGCCAGGCACCUGCCUGACCAUUCGAAAAUGGCUUUUUACUACAGAAGAAGAAAUCCUCUUAAAUGACAAUGACCUUGCUGUUACUUACUUCUUUCAUCAGGCUGUUGAUGAUGUGAAAAAAGGUUACAUCAAAGCAGAGGAAAAGUCCUACCAAUUACAGAAGCUGUAUGAACAAAGGAAAAUGGUCAUGUACCUCAACAUGCUAAGGACUUGUGAGGGCUACAAUGAAAUCAUCUUCCCCCACUGUGCCUGUGACUCCAGGAGGAAGGGGCAUGUUAUCACAGCCAUCAGCAUCACGCACUUUAAACUGCAUGCCUGCACUGAGGAAGGACAGCUAGAGAACCAAGUAAUAGCAUUUGAAUGGGAUGAGAUGCAGCGAUGGGAUACUGACGAAGAAGGAAUGGCCUUCUGUUUUGAAUAUGCACGAGGAGAGAAGAAGCCUCGAUGGGUUAAAAUCUUCACACCAUAUUUCAAUUACAUGCAUGAGUGCUUCGAGAGGGUGUUCUGCGAGCUCAAGUGGAGAAAAGAGGAAUAUUAGUUAGAGACUGGUUAUCCCGUGUGAGCCAGGAUACUCUUCCAGAGAGGUUAGCCUUUGGAUGCUGAAUGGACUGUACAAAAAAGCCCUGCUUCUACCCUUGUCCAGAGGGUGGCCACUGGCUACAGGCUGUUCCAUCCCUCAUGACUUCAUGGAUCCUCCUCUGCCUGUUUUUUAUCAAAUUACCCUCCAUGUUGUUCCUGACCCAGAAGGGCAGCUGUCCUCAGUUUGAACCGUUCUGACUGGAUGAGCCAUGACAGAGGCUGUCUAGGCUAAUAACCAAGAAUGUGUAUGUUUGGGAAAGUUUUUGCUACUGCUUUACUGCUGUCUGUAUAUGCCAGUGCUGGAGCAGAAUUUGGAAGAUUCUGAAUAAUUAGCUGCUUAUUCUCAAAGAAAAUGUUUCCGAGGUUCAGAAGGUAAAAUCAGGAACAUGAAAAUUUAUAUUCUUGGUGUAGAAGAAAGAACAUUGGGUUCUGGGAAUCAGAUGUGGAUUUUCUACCAGCUUUUUUUCUCCCUAUGAUUUUGGGCAAAUCAGCCUCCCUAGAUCUCGGUUUUCUCAUCCUUUGUCGUCUGUAAAACGAGAAGGCAGAACCAGAUAAUUAAUGUCCAAGGUCCCUUCCAGCUCUAAAAGGCUGUGAUUCUAGAUGGGAAGUUAGAUCAGUGGAAGAAGCCAGUCAGAUCAGGUCAUCUAGUCAUACAUUUUCCAUUUCUAGUUAAGGGGUUGUCUCCAGAUGGGGGAAAUGUGGACACCUAAGGCUUCCCAAUAACUCUUUUCUUUUUUUCCUUUCAGAACAUUUUCCAGGUGGCGAGGUCACAGCAGAGGGAUGUGGCCACCUAGCCUUUCCUUCUCCCCUUCCCUUCUCUUCACCCUCGUCCUCUUAUCCCUUUCAUCUCCCAUGUCAGACAGAGUAACCAUUAACACAAAAGAAGAGAAAAAGGAAAAAAGUCAUUAUAUUCAAAAGCCCUAAACUAAAUAUUAUUAAUAAUCCUUCUGAAUUUCAUGUCUCUGGAAUUGAGCUGGUAGAGAACAACAGAUUGGUCAGCACCAGGAGUCAACUGAGUUAAGACAGAAAAAGAAAUACACCCAACCAACUCGCCAAAGGUAUCUUUGUCCUUUCACCUGGGCCUCAUACCAACAAACUCUCCUUGUACUAUAUUUUUAAAACUGGAACUAUGAACUCCAUCCAUUUGCACUGUUCAGACAUAUAUAUGUAUGUAUGUAAAAAUUAUAUAUACACAAAUUAGCUGCACGUAUAUACAUAUAUAUAUUUCUUUUUAAAUUUCAUAUUGAUGGCAGUACCUUUUUUAGCUUGUGUUUUUACACACCUUUCACUAGAAUUCAUGACUUCUCUCUUGCUGUCUUUAUUUUGAAACAAACUUUAAAAAGGAAAAAAAAAAAUUUACAGGGAAAAUACCUCUCCUCAUGAAGGACUUGAAAAGUUUACAACCUGCUUGGGUUUUUUCCCCCCUUUUUUGUAUUGAGUGAAGAUUCUGGCUCAUGGGUUGCCAUAGAGUUUGAGAAGCAAGGAGCAUAGUUUCUUUAUCUUCCAGGAGGCCGCUGGGGAGGAGAAGGAGCUGUGUUUCUCAAGGGCAGCCAGGCUGCAGAUCUGCAGGGAGAGUUUGAAAACUUGGUGUGGUCUCUUGUUUCCAAGACAGUUUCUCUGGUCCAUCUCUCUCUUCCACUCGUGGCUUUCUAGCCACAUUCCACAUUUCCCUCCUGCUUCCCCAGGGUCACUUGUAUGCUUUCCCUCAACUGGCCUAGAAUGGAGGGGAGGGUGGGCUCAGGAGGUUGAUGCCACAGGAACCUGAAACACUUCAUGGUCGUAAUUUCCUAUUUCCCUCUCAUUUCUGAAGCAGUGAUGGUACUACCGGCCAGAGUUAAAGCUGAUACCGUUAGGCACAAAGAUUGGACUUAGGCAGGGGAAAGGAAGGAAGAAAUGCCCCGUGUGCAUAAGCUUUUCCCUACUCCAUUCCUGACCAGUAACCACCUAUAACUAUGACAUUAUCUCUGACUUCCUGAAACAGCUGCGUUGGGGAGGGAUCUGACAAUAUCUCCAAGGCUUUGGGGCGACUUGGAAUGGGUCAGUGGUCUGUGCCAACCAAACCAUAGCCUAUCCAAGCCAGCUGAGGACCCAGGAAGGAGCAGUAGGACUAUGGUUGAUUUGGGUUGGAUCUCAACCUUUAAUUAAAAGGAGACUGAAGGAAAACCUUUUUGUUCCUCAAAGAGCUCCUUAUCUGACUUUGCAGUUAGACCUUUUGAGACUUAAGAGCUCCAUCCCAGAAUGUAGGGCCAGGGCUGCCUCGGGUAGGGCAAUAUUCUCAGCCCCCGGGCUUUGUAGAUACUGCAUCAGGACCUCUAAGUCAGGCUCUGAAAUAACUGGAACACAUCUUUGAGCCUUCUUUUCUUUUUCUCUUCUUCACCUUCUGAACAAAAACCUCCAUAGGGUGGUAUCUUUUGCUUUGUCUAACUGGGAGGCACCAUAGCUGGUUGUAGUCAACUCAACUGAGCAGUGUUGGGGUGGUUUGAAGUUUCUUUUUUUGUAACUUGUUUUUGCAUAUCAUUGUGAGGCCACUUUUCUUUCUCUCUCGCUCUGUUAUCCUGGCAGCCACUGCCUCAAGGGAAUAUUGGGUCAUAUAGGACAUCCCACCUUCCCUUACCUUUUCCAGACCCAGGUGGAUCACAGAGUACAAAAUGUAAGAAUGCUGAAUGUUAAAAGUUGCAGAGAAUGAUCCCUGAUUUGAAGGCUUUGACGUAGAAUUAACUGCUUUUGGCUUGGAUGAAUUUAAUAAUGAGCCAAAGGUCCCUCGAAAGAAGAUAUGUUGAUUUCCCACUCGAAGAUGCUAAAGAGGCUUUUGGCACCAGCUGUGUUCAAACUGUAAAAAUAGCAGCAAUUUUCCCCUGUUCCCUCAGAGUGGGAGAGGAAUGAACAAAUCCAGGAGUCCGUGCGACAGCCCAAAUGCUGACCUCCGGAUACGAGACGUAGCGGGGAUGCCCUUAGGAUGGAGGCCCCUUCGAGUAGGUAGAUGCUGCACCGUUCCCUUUCUGGCAUAGCAUUCACUUGGUGCUUUGGAUUUUGGGUGAGGGCCCCAUAGGGCGUUGGCCUUUUGGCAGCAUCUGUUUAGGAACAGCCUCUACCUGAGGCUGUACCACGAACAAAGCACCCAGCUGCAGCAGGGAGGGGGAAGGAGGGAGACCCUGGAGGACCGCGCCUUCUCCUCUUCCACCUGCAGCAGGCCUCAUGCAAUGGGCAGAAGUCACCAUGGCUGUGGGGCUCCACAGGAUCAAGCUCUUCUUUGCAUGAAGCAGUGUUAGUGUGAUACUCCUUUCCCCCGUGCUCUGCACUUCCUUUCUGUAAUCCCUACUACUUUCCUUAGUCCUGGGUUCUGCCCAGGGAGGCUUCUACCCAGUCUUCUUCUGCAGUUUGUCUCUGGGAAAUGGAGGGGAUGCCCCUUCCCCCUGCUUUGCCCCAGCAGAGCCAGCAGGAUCUUCCUGAUCUCCUGUUGUCCUCUCCUCCAAAAUCAGUUUCUGUCCUCUUUGGUAAAAGCUCAGUUUUUUAGCGAUCAGGAGAAAAUGCAGUCCCUGAGAAACCUGUCCCUGCAGAAAGGUUCUCCUGGGCCAUGCUUUGGGCUCUCUGCUCUUUAUAUUUUUAUUCUACUCUCUGUUUUUCUGCCCUCCCCUUGCCCUAGGCCUCAGCUUAGCACAGGUGGGUGCUCAGGGCGGCUCCUAGGACUGGACAGAGCUCUCAGGAAGGAAUUAGUUCAACAUCCUCAUGCCUGGCCCAUCUAGUUUCAUCCUUCAGUUACCCAGGCCAGUAGCUUUGGGUUAUCCCCUCUUGUAGCUCCAAACCCAGUGCUUAGAGCAGCAAUAUAGGGCACUGACAGGAGAUGACACCUCUCUCUCUCAUCUCAGAAUUUACCAACUAUGGGCCUGGUUCCUAGGAGGCAGUUUUCUUAAAGGGGACUGCAUUCUGGUUAACUUGAAGUCUCCAGACCUGGAGGGACCACCGUGCCCUCCCUUCUGUCCAUCGUGCCCUCUGGCUGGAUUGAUUCAGCAGGAGAAACCAUUUGGUCUGUGGGACUCCAACAUACUGCUAGGUUCCGUCACCAGAUUCAUUGUGUCAUGUGAGCUUUCUUUUGGAGGGAGGAUGAUGUGGUUGAACACGCAGAGAGAGAGAAUGGAAGUGAUGAUGUGCAUCUUUAGCUCCUCAUCUUCCGGUUCCCUCCUGCCUUCCUCUGCUCCUAAACCUGAGUAUAUCAUGCCAGGCCUCACUCAUAGCAGGACAGCAUCAGCUCACUCCUCAGCAAUAAUCUAGGCUGUGUGGGAAGGUUAGGGCUCUGGGGAGGAACAGAACUGAAGAGGGGAGUGAUACGGGGUGGAGGCACUGGGCCAACUGCUAACCUUGGACACCAAUUUUAUAUCAUGCCCCCCUUUUAAGCCGAUGAGCUGGGCUUCAGUUUUCCCCAGGCCAUGACACUUUUAAUUUAUUUGAGAGAAACUCUAAUUGUAUUUUCACUGCAGUAUCUUGUAUUUUUUAUUUGUGAUUUAAGAAAUGUGAAGAGAAAAUACACAGACACAUAAUGGCUAACAGUGUUUCUUUCAUUCCUUGUUCUAGAGCUAACCACUCUAAAAUUGUUUGGUAAAUGUCACUUAGUGUAAUUAAUUGUAACAUAUUCUUUUAAAUAAAUUGAUUUAUUGAUGAAACUA